CGGCCCAGCAGGGUUGCCUGGUGGUUUCCACAGAACCCCUGGACGUGACGUCACAAUGUCCAUGACGUCACAAUGCCCGCGGCCUCUCGUGUAGCAAAGACCGGACCCGUCCCUUGUCUCCGUUCUAUUGUCUCCAUUGGGUUCCCCCACAGAAGGCUCAAAUCCUGGACUGUCCGCUUCAACACCCGGCCACCCCACUGGCGAGCCCGAUUCCCUGCAGAACUGGUGCAGCCCUAGGGAAGCAUGUGACACGUUUCCCCCACUCUGCCCUGCCGGGAUCAUCUCGGGGGAUAGUCUGUGUUUCCUCGCCGUGGCUCAUUCGGUGCUUGCUGGGUGUGCUUGCGUGCCUGCCCGGUUUGACUUAAAGCGGACUGGCUGUGAAGGCAUUUUUUAUUUGAGCUGAGCCUCGAACCCACUGCAUUCCUCUCAAGCCUGAAUUGGGAACAACUUUUGGUCUCUGCUGAUUGACCAAAUCAAACAGGCGACUUGAGAGUAUUUUAAUUUGACGGCAAGAUGACUCAAGCAGAAAUUAAACUCUGUUCCCUCCUGCUGCAAGAACAUUUUGGCGAGAUCGUGGAAAAGAUAGGGACUCACCUUAUCAAAACAGGCAGCCAGCCACUGAGAGUGAUUGCCAAGGACACAGGGAUGUUGCUAGAUCAGGUUAAGAAAGCUCUCUGUGUCCUCAUUCAACAUAACCUGGUGACCUACCAGCUGCAGAAGCGAGGCAUUGUGGAGUACGAAGCUCUGUGCAGUCGGGUGCUGAGGAUCCUGCGGUAUCCACGUUACAUCUAUACUGCCAAGACCCUCUACAGCGACAUGGGUGAAUUGAUUGUGGAGGAGCUGCUGCUGAACGGCAAAAUGACCAUGAGCGCUGUGGUGCAGAAGGUUGCAGACAGGCUGACGGAAACUAUGGAGGAUGGGAAAACUAUGGACUAUGCUGAAGUCUCCAACACGUUUGUGCGCCUAGCAGACACGCACUUCAUUCAGAGAUGCCCGGUGGCCCCUGAAAUUUCCAAGGCUUCGGCUGCACCACCCCCUCCAGCACCCACUCUGGCAGUUAAUGAGAAGGACAUGUAUCUGGUCCCCACCCUGAAUCUCAUAGGGAAAGGGAAAAGGAGAAGAUCAUUUGAUGAUGAAGAGAAGAGUGAGCACAAAGCAAAAAGGCAGAAGCAAGAUGCAGACAGCAAAGAGCCCCCGCCCGACGACGGCAUUUACUGGCAAGCCAACAUCGAUCGGUUCCACCAGUACUUCCGAGACCAAGCCAUAGUCAGCGCAGUGGCCAACAGGAUGGACCAGACCAGCAGUGAAAUCGUGAGGACUAUGCUGAGAAUGAGUGAAAUUACCACGUCCUCCAAUGCACCUUACACACAGCCCCUGUCUUCCAACGAGAUAUUCAGAUCUCUUCCAGCAGGAUACAACAUUGUGAAACAAAUUCUGGAUCAGUAUCUCACUUUGCUAGCCGAUGACCCGCUGGAGUUUGUCGGUAAAUCCGGGGAUAGUGGUGGGGGCAUGUACGUCAUCAAUCUCCACAAGGCCCUUGCAUCUUUGGCAACAGCAACGCUGGAAUCCAUCGUCCAGGAGAGAUUUGGUUCCCGCUGUGCCAGGAUCUUCCGUCUGGUUCUGCGGAAGAAACAUUUGGAACAGAAACAAGUGGAAGAUUUUGCCAUGAUUCCUGCCAAGGAGGCAAAGGACAUACUGUAUAAAAUGCUCUCCGAGAACUUUGUGUCUCUGCAGGAGAUUCCGAAGACUCCAGACCAUGCGCCUUCCAGGACGUUCUAUCUGUACACGGUGAACACUCUGUCCUCUGCGCGGAUGCUACUGCACAGGUGUUAUAAGAGCGUGGCCAACCUGAUAGAAAGGCGACAGUACGAAACCAAGGAGAACAAGCGCUUGCUGGAGAAGUCGCAGCGGGUGGAGGCCAUCCUCGCGUCCAUGCAGGCCACGGGCGCCGAGGAGGGGCAGCUGCAAGAGAUUGAGGAGAUGAUCACAGCCCCGGAGCGCCAGCAGCUGGAGAGCCUCAAGCGCAACGUCAACAAGAUCGACGCCAGUGAGAAUCAAGUCGACGAAACCAUCUUUGUGCUGGAGUCGUACAUCGAAAGCACCAUGAAGAAGCUCUGAGGGCGCCCCCUGCUGGCUGACCGCGUCCCCCCCGCCCCCCGCGCCGGUCAUGGCGCUGCAGGCACAGGGUGGACCCAUUUGCUUCCUGGGCGGGGGCCGUUUUCAGGCAGUUCGCCUGAGUUUUUAUUUAUUUUUACUGUAUGUUUAACAUGGAGGUGAGGGGGAAAUAAACCACUGACCUCGCUGA
Messenger RNA from Pelodiscus sinensis (Chinese soft-shelled turtle), 2305 nucleotides. The record is from RefSeq and is a predicted model, not a curated record. Lineage: Eukaryota; Metazoa; Chordata; Testudines; Trionychidae.